Messenger RNA from Dermacentor albipictus, 1244 nucleotides. RefSeq names its product malate dehydrogenase, cytoplasmic-like. The record is from RefSeq and is a predicted model, not a curated record. Gene Ontology annotation, cellular component: cytosol; mitochondrion. Gene Ontology annotation, biological process: tricarboxylic acid cycle; malate metabolic process; oxaloacetate metabolic process. Gene Ontology annotation, molecular function: L-malate dehydrogenase (NAD+) activity. NCBI's taxonomy places the organism in Eukaryota, Metazoa, Arthropoda, Arachnida, Ixodida, Ixodidae.
CCAUCACCACAACCGCAGCCAAUAGGGUGUCCCGACAUUGACUGAGAAGAAACGAGCCGCUGUCGCGGUCCCGGAAGCAGCGCGGUUUGUCGCGGUGGGGCACCCGAGGAAGGCAUGGCGCAGCACACGCAGGAGGCGCAGCAGCAGCCGCAAACCAAAUCCGCCAUCGUGGUCGCGGAGGACAAGGCAGAGCGCAAGAAGGAUCACCUGCGUGUGCUGGUGACCAACGCCACCAACCCGAUGGCGCACACCGUCGCGACAGCCGUGGCUCAGGGCUACGUGUUCGGCUACGACCAGCCCAUCAUUCUCCACCUCCUGGACGCCAAGGGCACAAUGGGCAUGCUCGAGGGUCUCGUGCUCGAGCUGCUGGACUGCACUUAUCCGCUUCUGAGGCAGGUCCUGAUGACGACCGUGGAUGACUCGGCCUUCACAGGCAUCGACGCCGCCUUCCUGCUGUACGAGGCUCAAGACGCGCCCGCCAGUCAAGGGGUCCAGCUUUUCCGUCGCUAUGGCGCCGCCCUCGAGAAGUACGCCAAGAAGUCUGUCAAGGUGGCCGUCUGCGGCUGCCAGGUUGAAAUCAACGCAUACGCCUGCAUCCAAAGUGCGCCCUCCGUAGACAGCCGCAACAUCACUGCGCUCACAAGGCUCGAGCACAACCAGGCGCUCGCCCAGAUCGCAUCUAAGCUUGCCGUGGCGCCGAACAAGGUCCGCAACGUCAUCGUCUGGGGAGGUCGCGGCCGAGUGCCGGACGCCUACAACGCCCUCUUCCUGCACCGAGACGCCCUGCUCCCGGUCACCGAGACCCUCAAGGACGAGACGUACCUAAGCGGCGAGUUCAUCGAAAUCGUCAACAACCGCGCCCGCGAAGUGCACAACGCACGCUCCAAGUACCCGUCCCUCUCCAAGGGCAAGGCGGCCUGCGACCACAUGCGCGACUGGUGGCAGGGCACUCCUGAAGGCACGUGGGUCUCCAUGGGCGUGGUCAGCAACGGUGCGUACGGCGUGCCCAAAGGAAUCGUCUACAGCUUUCCCGUCCGCAUCGAGAACAAGGAAUGGCAGAUCGUCGAAGGCAUCGCUGUGAACCCGAACGUCAAGGAGCGCAUCGACCAGUCCGCCCAGCUCACGAUGAACGAGAUCCAGAGCGCGGUGAAGGCAGAGGUCGCCGCCUAGCCACGAAGACAACUCGUCGGAGCACCGCCCACUGCUUUGGUAUCAUCGCCACCAAAUACGAAAGUCGAAACGGC